UCACAUGGACACAGACACAGGCAUGCACCACAACAACAACCAACAAUUCAAAAUCCAGCACAACAACCAACAGUUCAAAAUCCAGCACAGCAACCAACAGUUCAAAAUCCAGCACAGCAACCAGCACAAACAGAGCAAGGACAUAAAAGAAGUAGAGAACAAGGAAACCAAGAAUUCUUA
This is a messenger RNA of Trichomonas vaginalis G3, 180 nucleotides long. Its product is annotated as protein of unknown function, DUF4106 family. The annotation marks the transcript as partial. Lineage: Eukaryota; Parabasalia; Trichomonadida; Trichomonadidae. The transcript has a single exon. The record is from RefSeq and is a predicted model, not a curated record.